This is a messenger RNA of Dichotomopilus funicola, 411 nucleotides long. Its product is annotated as NADH ubiquinone oxidoreductase subunit NDUFA12-domain-containing protein. Gene Ontology annotation, biological process: response to oxidative stress; mitochondrial respiratory chain complex I assembly. Lineage: Eukaryota; Fungi; Ascomycota; Sordariomycetes; Sordariales; Chaetomiaceae. The transcript has 7 exons. The coding region runs from base 1 to 411 and encodes 136 amino acids. Gene Ontology annotation, cellular component: membrane. The record is from RefSeq and is a predicted model, not a curated record.
AUGUCGACCGUUACCAGGACCCUCGGCAAUCUGCGCAAGAUUGGCCUGAAGGACUUCUGGCAUCAACUCAACUACAUUGGCGACACCAAAGCCGGCACUCUGAUCGGCACCGACAGGUUCGGCAACAAGUACUACGAGAACAUGCAGGACGAGCUGCCCCUCCGCACACGAUGGGUUGAUUUCGCUAAGCACGACUACGAUGCCGCCCACAGCGAACCCCUUUGGCACGCAUGGCUCGCGUACGUGAACGACGUCCCGCCGAACCAGGACCCCCUCCGCGCGGCGGCCGACCGGCCGUGGGCGCCCAAGGAACAUGUACCCAACCGGACGGCUACGCGUGGGGCAUUUAAGACUUAUAGCACGACGCAGCCUAAGAUCAAGGCGUGGGAGCCGUUUGCCGCGCCGAGGUGA